UUGGUUGGUUGGUUGGUUGGUUGGUUGAUUAGUUAGUUGUCAGUCAGUAGUACAACAGCUCGGUUGAAAGUUAGGGACUAAACGGCAAAACUAGAAGAAUAUUAGCAGAAGACACAUUUCCCGUGAGAAGAGAGAGUCAGACUUAACAGCUGGACGUGGAACAGAAGGAAAAGAUGAAUGAAGACACCGUGGACACGAGCACGAUCUGCCUCUUUGAUGUUGACGGCACAAUCACGCCCGCGAGACAGAGUGCUUCUCCAGAAAUGGCAGCGUUUCUUCAGAAGUUGAGAUCUCGAGUUCGACUUGGAGUGGUUUCAGGGUCGGAUCUCUGCAAAAUCAAAGAGCAGCUUGGAGAUGACGUGAUCCAGAAAGUGGACUAUGUGUUCAGUGAGAAUGGUCUUGUGGCCUAUAAGGAUGGACAACUGCUCUCUGUGCAGUCCAUCCAGGCUCACAUGGGAGAAGAGGUACUACAGGAGUUGAUCAACUUCUGUCUCAGUUACAUGGCUAAGAUCAAAUUGCCUAAGAAGAGGGGAACGUUCAUAGAAUUCCGUAAUGGCCUGAUAAACGUCUGUCCUAUUGGACGCAGCUGCACGCAGGAAGAGAGGAAUGAAUUCUAUGAGCUGGACCAGAAAGAGAAAAUAAGAGAGAAGUUUGUGUCUGUUUUGCAAGAAGAGUUCAAAGGCAAAGGACUGACGUUUUCAAUUGGAGGGCAGAUCAGUUUUGAUGUGUUUCCAAAUGGCUGGGAUAAAAGAUACUGUCUGGAGAUCAUUGAGAAGGACAAGUAUGAAACCAUUCACUUCUUUGGAGACAAAAUCAAACCCGGAGGAAAUGACUACGAGAUCUACAGUGACCCUCGGACUAUUGGCCACGCAGUCACUUGUCCAGAAGAUACACAAAGUCUUUGUGAGGAGCUUUUCUUCAAGUUAAGUUGACUGUAGAUGUCGUCUUCCAUUCAGUUUUCCAAAAAAGAGGAAAGGGGAAAUGAUCCAGGGUUUAAUUAAUUAGUAAUGGAUUGACUACACAAACAGUAGUACAAGGUACGAGGGUCUCUUAUGGUGUCUAUUGGUAUAGUUAAAGGAGACGAGGCACAUAAAGGGGAACUACUUGAUAACGUCACAAUUUAAAAUAAAAAUAAAAACAUUUUGCACCCCAUGAAAUUUUAUUUCUUAGGAAAUGAGAAAGUCUUUUUGACCAGCCUCACACCAGUAAAUCAAAACAUUCUGAAAGGUGACAUGUAAAGUCAAGAAAUGCCUCAGAAGUUAUCAACAUCUUGUGCUAAUCCUUACCAGAAACAGCACUUUUCUACAAUGCUGUGGUUCCACAAUGAUUUCAUUAAAACCUGGCAAGUUGCUGGUAACAAACCUAUAAAUAUCCAGGUUAUAGACAUGUCACUAAAUGGGGAAAAGACUGACGUUAAAAACCAAAUUAGUGUUUUUUUCUUCCAUGCAGCUAGUGAACAUAACACAUGAGCUUUCUAAUAGCAACACACGUGUGAGCAUCAAACAUGGUAGACGAUAUUGGGAGUGAUGGGCGCUCCUGAUUCUCUCUACCAGAGGUGACAAAUUGGUGGCCGGAGGGCCAGGUGCAGUCACAAGUUAGAAGAAGCUGGUCUGUGGCAUGCCUUUGUAAAGUGUUCUUGCACACAGUUAAUUUAGUAUUUUUCCAGAAUCCACUAGCAGGUGUUUUUAUUUUUCAGUCGUUAUGAUCACAGUAAAAUGUACACAGUGAACCCGGCCAGUCACAAGAUGGGGAUAGGUAGAAAUUGUUUCAUGUCAAUCAUGAAGAGAAUAGUUGAAAUUGUGCCUGAUUUGGUAGCAGCUUUUAGAAGAACAUGCUGAUCCUUAUAUAGGUGUCUGCUGAAUUAUAUUCAUCAGGAAACAGCUGCUGGAAACACUUAAAAUUUAUAGUGAUCCACCAGUCAAGCUGGUGCUGAUCCUGUAUACAAGGGUACUUCAGAAAGUUCCCAGCCUCACCUGGAACCAAAUGUGUGUGGUGGUUCAAGAUGAGACCUCCUUCUGGAGACUAUGUUGCAAGAACAGGUGCUCCGAUAAUUGGAGAGAAAAGGAGCCAUUACACCUGGCCGAGUUCCACUCCAGGUUUUUCCAAAUAAUGUGUGUUCUUGAAGAAGGUUUGCAUGCUGCUCAGUACGUCGGCAAAAACCGGGAAAGCUUAGUUGAACUCAGGCCAGGUUUGAACGUGCAAAAAUUUUGGCAGUUCAGCUGGACUCAAAUGGCUUCUGGGUUGAUGCACCUCCAUGUCCAACUUUCACACUGACCCCACUGGAGUCAGCUUAACCCCACCGCCGCCACCGGCAUCGUGAGCCGAGCCCGGGCGUAUGCAUUUCUAACUGCAAGUUUGAAGGAGUGCCCCUUUAGUACUAGUUUCUGAAAAAUGAGAAUAUGGGUUUCUGAGUAUUUCUUGUUGCACAUUAAAUGGGACUUUGUUUAAUUUUUUAAAGUGUUACCCAUUUUAAAACGUUAGAGACUUUUUGGGGGGUGGGGGGGGGGGGGGGGUCACAUCUCAAGUAUUGUUAUUAUGAUGAUAUAGAUCCUGUAGAUUAUUUCUGGCUCCAGUUAAAGGUGGAGCUGAUAGAUUUUGCAAUUCUUAGUUUUAAAAUAUCUAUUUUUUUAAAUGUAGUUUAAUUUUAAAACACUAUUGACCUAAAAUUCUAACUUUCAUUUAUGCCUUUGUUCUGUAGGGUUUACUAUCUAAACAUGCUAAAUGGCCAUUUGUUGUCCAUUGUGAAGAAACGUGUUCAUUCCUCUUAAUAACUCAAGAAACUCUGCAGACAUUUUUCCGCUAUUACUUGAAGGCAAGCAACAAACCAUAAAUAUGUUGAAGAACAAAAUGUCUUUAGUGUUCUACAAUAUAGACCAACGGGAACAGAGUAGUAUCCUGCAUGUUAGUAAAAUCUUUAUCUUAAGUCUUUAAAAAAUAAUUUGUUGCACACAACUGAAAUCUUGUUGCAGCCCCAUGUGGUCACUUAAUGCAAUUUUAAACAUUAACUGAAUGUUGUUACAGUUAUAAGAAGUUGAGAUGUAAGGUACUUGAAUAGAUUAUUGAAGAAUUAAUGUAUGUGUAAUUUUGUACUAUAAAAGAUGUGUACUGUGAGGAAUAAAAGAAUGAACAAGA
Messenger RNA from Thalassophryne amazonica, 3132 nucleotides. RefSeq names its product phosphomannomutase 2 (gene pmm2). The record is from RefSeq and is a predicted model, not a curated record. Gene Ontology annotation, cellular component: cytosol. Lineage: Eukaryota; Metazoa; Chordata; Actinopteri; Batrachoidiformes; Batrachoididae. The coding region runs from base 174 to 932 and encodes 252 amino acids. Gene Ontology annotation, biological process: GDP-mannose biosynthetic process; protein N-linked glycosylation; mannose metabolic process. The transcript has 8 exons. Gene Ontology annotation, molecular function: phosphomannomutase activity.